This is a messenger RNA of Lactuca sativa (garden lettuce), 702 nucleotides long. RefSeq names its product FCS-Like Zinc finger 3. Lineage: Eukaryota; Viridiplantae; Streptophyta; Magnoliopsida; Asterales; Asteraceae. The record is from RefSeq and is a predicted model, not a curated record.
CCUAUCCACAGCAUGAAUUCCUUCCCCCACUCUUUCAUCUCUUCCUAGAUCUAACAUACGCAUCAAGAUACAGGCGUAUAUUAUCAAGAUCGAAUCCGAUCAAGGCAUUCACGUAGCCAAUUCAGUAGUCAAUGGGUUCUAGGAUGCUAUCUUACUCAGGGGGUGAUGACUCCCAUUUUCUUGAAGCCUGUUCUCUUUGCUCAAAGUCAUUAGGUCAUAACAGUGACAUAUUCAUGUACAGGGGUGACAAUCCAUUUUGCAGCCAAGAGUGUAGGCAAGAACAAAUUGAGAUUGAUGAUGCAAAAGAGAAGAAAUGGAGGGUGUCAUUAAAGAAAUCAAUGGAAACAAAAAAGAAAUCACCCAAAUCUAAUGUGCAAACAGGAACUCUUCUUGUGGCAUAAGAAAUAAUAAGAAAUCAUCAAAUUUCCAUAGAUAUAUUUGUAUGAAAUCCCUUUUGAAAUCAAGAAAUUAUGAUGGAGGGGAUGCAAAGGAAUUUGGGUUUCAUUUGGUGUUGUAUAUAAGAUGAUGAUGAUGAUUGAUGAUGAUGGGGUAUUAUUGAUGAUUGAUGAAGGAGGAGAAAGAUGACUUUUUUGAGACAAAUUUUGGUAAUGUUAUUGAUUCAUGUAAUUUGGGUGUUGAAAUGGUCAAUUUCAUUGUAAAAUAGCAAUUUUUAAUGAGUAAAAAUACAAGUUUGUUAUACAA